AUGGUGAAAGCCAACAGUGAAAUGGUUGAGCAACUGUUUUCCCCUCACCCCUCUCCUCUCACAUAUGUCAUCUCCUCCCUCUCUUUCGUUUACACAGACGUGUUAGCAAUCCAGGUGAAUGUACCCAAGACAGAGAGAAGCACAGCUCUCUUUUCUUCGGUCACCUUGCUUUGUGACUACACCACCUCAGCCAAUCUGCAGGACGUGUUGGUAACAUGGCGUUUCAAGUCUUUCUGCCAGGACCCUGUGCUGGAAUAUUACUCAACAGCAUACCAGGCAGCAAUCCAACUGGGUCAGGAUCCAUCUAAUGACUGUCCGGACCGCCAGCGCAAAGUUCGAGUUGUCGCCCAGAAGAGGGGUAGCAAUGAGCCUAUACUGGGUUCAGAGUAUCGCGAGCGCAAGAUCUCCAUCCAGAACAAAGCUGAUCUGGUCCUUAAUGAGGUGAUGUGGUGGGACCACGGAGUCUACUUUUGUUCCGUUGAUGCCGCAGGGGACACCAGUGGAAGCGACGCUGACAAAGAGAUCAAACUCAUUGUUUAUCACUGGUUGACUGUGCUCUUCAUCGUCCUGGGUGCCUUUCUUCUCCUCAUCCUCCUGUGUGUGUGCUGCUGUCAGUGUUGCCCUCAGCACUGCUGCUGUUAUGUGCGCUGCCCAUGCUGCCCCAAGCAAUGCUGCUGUCCAGAGAAAGUUGUAAUGCAGCACCGGAUGAUGAAAGACGCUCAGAAGGCGAUGUCUCCUUGGAUGAAUGGUGGCCAACCUAUGUACGCUCCCAUAAGCUCACCUAGCCCCUACCAGAUGAACCCCAUGCUCUACGCAGGCUCCCACCAGACACCCAUGCCCCUCCCCCCACCCCAGCCUUUCCAACCAACCCGUGGUCUGGGAAAUGGCAGUGUAGCUGUUGACAGUGCCCACAGCACAAAUCAGGUGCUGAAUUACUUGGAGAGCCAGGUGCAUGGAAUGGAUGCGACCAGCCCUCUGAUACAGCACCAGUCCUCUGUCCCCCGUCACCAAAUGCCCCCUCCACCCCAGCAGAUGCCCAGAAAUGUGCCUUUCUCUGCUGGACCUCCCAGCAUGCUGUCUGCCCUGGAUGACGGCCCGCCAGCCCACAGACCCCCACGGCCCCAUGACCACUACAACAGUUCCUCUGGCAACCAUGGGGAUCGUCCACACUACCCCAUGAGCCGCAGCUACAGCCAGGAAGACGUACUGAGUGAUGGUGGCAGGAGGGGCAAUCCCAAUGAGCGGGCUGGAUAUCGCCCAAGAUCCCGUUCUCGUGAUGAUCUCUUUAGGAGUGAUCCGCGACACAGCCCUCCGAGACAGGACAGGAGGUACUCGCCUCCCCAAGCUGGCAGACGUGGGUCAUGGAGCUCCGCCAAUGACCAGGAGAGCAGGAGGGGAGGUGCAAGAGGAGGUGGCUGGGAAAAUCCCCCUACUUACAGCGAGUAUGAGCCAGGCCAGAAGCCAGCCAAACGCUAUGACCGCUACUCGGACAAGAGCUCUCGCACUGGUACCAGCAUAGUGAUCUGAUAUGGGACUGUUCAGCUCAUGUAUUUAAGUCACAGACUCUCUGCCACAUGCAGAUCCAGCCAAAGAUAUCUUCCUCGUAUUCAGCUUUAUGAAGAAAGCCAGAAGUACACAGCUGAGGGCUGAAAUAUAAAGGGUCAACUUUUUGUAUCUCCUCCUUCUACCAAGGCACUAUAUUGUUUUUUUUGUGUUUUUACAAAUCAGUUUGUCUGUUUGUGCAUCUUGUUUUGUAACAUAUUUUAGGAAAUGCGUGCACCUUCAUUUUGGGGAUACCUGUAAAUAGCAUUAAUUGCUUUUUUAAUUACAUUUUUUAACAUCUGACCGGUGUUCUCAGACCUCAGAUGCUUGAUGAAAUGAUGAUGAUAAUAAUAAGCUUUAUUUGUUUCCAAAUGUAUCAUAAUGUUGACAGAGCUUAGUUUAUGUCACAACUGUUUGGUGAUGGGUUAACUAAUUGUCAUGGCUAAUAUUGAUGCAAAAAUAUUCUUCAAUAAAAAGAAGAAAAAAGGCAUUGAAUGGGCUUGAUCUCAAUAGGCAUACUUAUGGGUAAAGCCAUCCUGAGAUAAUGAAAGAAACCAGAGCCUUUUAUUCACAGUGUCUUACACAAUAAUAUUAGAUUAGCAAUUAGCAAC
This is a messenger RNA of Clupea harengus (Atlantic herring), 2153 nucleotides long. RefSeq names its product immunoglobulin-like domain containing receptor 1a (gene ildr1a). The record is from RefSeq and is a predicted model, not a curated record. Gene Ontology annotation, molecular function: high-density lipoprotein particle receptor activity. Gene Ontology annotation, cellular component: plasma membrane. The coding region runs from base 1 to 1527 and encodes 508 amino acids. The transcript is spliced from 8 exons. NCBI's taxonomy places the organism in Eukaryota, Metazoa, Chordata, Actinopteri, Clupeiformes, Clupeidae.